Varroa destructor (honeybee mite) is the source of this 4278-nucleotide messenger RNA. It is a transcript of the gene Art1, whose product is annotated as arginine methyltransferase 1. The record is from RefSeq and is a predicted model, not a curated record. Gene Ontology annotation, cellular component: nucleus. Gene Ontology annotation, biological process: chromatin remodeling; peptidyl-arginine methylation, to asymmetrical-dimethyl arginine. NCBI's taxonomy places the organism in Eukaryota, Metazoa, Arthropoda, Arachnida, Mesostigmata, Varroidae. Gene Ontology annotation, molecular function: histone methyltransferase activity; protein-arginine omega-N asymmetric methyltransferase activity; protein-arginine omega-N monomethyltransferase activity.
UGCCUGGCCGACCGACUAGCAGCAGGCCAUCUAGCCUGCAGACCCUGCUUGCCGUUCUUGCAUGAGCUACAAGUCGAUUUGGCUGAUAGGAUCGCAAACAGUGCGCCUUCUAAGCCGGACACUGUCCCCACUAUCGCCACCAUAGCCACAGACGUUACGGCCUGCACCUAAACAUCCCAAAGGAAACUCAGAAGAAACGACUUACACCAAUAAGGAGCUAUCUGUCGCUGCUUACGGAGUAUCACCCAACCUAUAGAGACGUGUACAGAGUGGGUUUCGCACGUCACGAUGACGGUUUCCGACGAGGAGGCUUUACCGGCGGGCCUAGUUAAUCAGGCCAUGACGUGUUAUCUGAAUUCGGUUUUGCAGACGCUGUUCUACACGCCAGAGUUCCGAAAUGCGCUGUACGCAUGUGAUUUUAGUGCAGAGGAAAAUCCAACUAAAAGUAUUCCCUGUCAACUACAAAGAUUGUUUCUCCGUCUGCAAUGCUAUCCAGGUACGGCUGCUCAGACGAUUAGCCUUACUCGUAGUUUUGGUUGGGACAGUCACGAGGCCUGGCAACAGCAUGAUGUGCAGGAGCUUUGCCGUGUUAUGUUCGAUGCACUCGAAGGUGCUUUAAAAAAAAGUGGUCAACAGGCUGACCUUAUCGAACGUCUUUAUCAAGGUACGCUGAAAGACUACGUGAAGUGUCAAGAAUGUAGUAACGAGAGUGCUCGUCAGGAUUUCUACCAGGAUAUUGCCUUGGUCGUUCGACCAUUUGGUUCAGAUAAAGUUUACACGAGUCUCAACGAAGCUCUCAACGCAUUCGUUGAGCCUGAAACUUUGAACGGCAAUAACCAGUAUUUUUGCGAAAAAUGCAACAAAAAGUGUGAUGCCCUAAAAGGAUUGAAAUUCCUCACUUUUCCGAAAAUUCUUACCCUUCAGCUAAAGAGAUUUGACUUUGACUAUUUAACAAUGCGAAGAAUUAAGCUAAACGACCGCGUCGAAUUCCCAGAGGAGCUCGAUUUGAACGCGUUUAUUGAGUCGAAGCCACCUAAAUCAGAGUACGUGUAUAAUCUUUUCGCCGUUCUAGUGCACUCGGGUAGUGCCAACGGCGGUCAUUAUUAUGCCUAUAUUCGACACAAAAGCGACUGGUUUUGUUUCAACGACAACCAGGUGCAUAAAGUGGGCUCCGAAGAUGUAUGGAGAACUUACGGCGGGGGUGGGUACACGGAAACCCGUAGUCCAUUUUCGAGUUCCACUAAUGCCUACAUGCUUAUUUAUAGGCAAAAGAGUGAGACUGGAGUACAGGCAGUUACUGAUGCUGAGUUUGCAGAACAUCUCAAGCUGCUUCGGAAAAGCCUUAAUGAAGAGGAUGAGAUCAUGAGGGAAAAAGCUGCGAAGGAUUCGAAAAUGAUUACCAUCAAGCUUUUUCACGACCAUCUUGAAAAACGGCGAUGGGUCGAAAGACAGUUUGUUGUAGAUAAAGAUGCCAAUCUUGGUGACAGUAUGGACACAAUCAAAGCGCUACUUGGAGUUACCGUAGAGAAUGACUGUUGCCGCCUAGUGCUCUACGACGAGGCUUCAGAAGCCAUAGAAAAAUCACUUGAAGGCUCAAUGGAUAAAACAAUAAAGGAAAUCUUCGGCAACGCGCAACCAUACUACAGGAGCGACAUUUUGUUGGAGAUUCGUAAUCCAGAUGAAACAUUUGAGGAGUACACUCCUGGUGGGCAUACGUUUAAUUGUCGUCAAGUUAAUCUGAACUACGAAGAGGUUAAGAGACCGUUCCGGAUUUAUCUACACUCUCAGCACACAUUCAGAGACCUCGCUGACCGCAUUGAGAAACGACUUCGAAGAGAGCCCGAAGAUUUUAGGGAAGAUAUAGAAAAACUGCGAAUCGCCUACGAGGAAGUAAGUAGUGGAGAAAUCCGGUUAAUCGAUCAUACCAAACAUACGAAAUUCGCUGAACUAAAAAUAGGCCGAAGCAUUGUCGUAUAUUUCGACAUUGAAGACAACAAUGAUGCCAAGCUGGAAAACUUUAGCCAGAGUAAUAUGUACGGAAUCAUUGAUACUCUUAGGAAUACGGUAUGCGUAAAUUCCAACAUCCCAAAAGAUUGUACAUUCAAUCAAAAUGAGGAGAUUACAGGAUGGUGCCGAAGAUUCCUUCGCGUAUGGCCAUAUAAAGACUACGAGACGGGUGAGCAAAGUCUGCGUAUUUACGUUGAUAAACGCAUAUCCAUGGAACAGUUCAAAACUCAUCUGCAACCAUUCCUCGGCAUAGAGAUUCAGACUUUCCUUAAAAGCCCAUCAAUGGUCGAACUAGAAGCUCCCUCAAUGUUGCUCGAUGACCAACGUCUUGAAAUUGUCACCGACCCAUCCCAAAAUAUCUCUAAAAAUCAGCGCCGUCUUAAGGUCUACCGACUAAGUCUAGAGGCUGAAGCUGGCUCGCUCGUCGGUUAUGUAGCCGAAUUAAUGUACCCGAAGAUAGCUAAAGGUGCCGAUAUCCGCGAAAUAAUUGCAAAGAAGUUAGCUCUCCUCUAUCCGAAUGAUGCACCGGAAGCGGAGAAAAUACGUAUGCGAAAAGUAAACGAUAAAAUGCCAUCGGCUGAGAUCAUUCUUGACGGAGAUCCAUUUGAUGCCAAAGAAGUGUACGUUGAGGUCCUUUCGGAAAAAGAACGUUUCAGUCGAGGUCAUAAUCGAAUUGUUUACCUCCAAGAGUUCCGCACACUCACUCGAACAUGGAACACAGCUGCUGAGAUUCUUGUUAGCCUCACAUGCACCUCAGCUGACGUGAAAGAGGCGAUUAAGAGGAUUUCCGGCACCAUUGAAGUCCUUAGCUGCGUAGAAAACGGCGAUGAAGAACUCAAGUGGGCUGAAGGCAUACAGGAAUUAAAUGAGAAAGAGAUACUUCUUUAUUAUGUAGACAAGGCGAAAUGGGAAUCGAAGCAGAUGUUUUUACCCCCGCGUCCCGGCAUAAAGAUGACCGAAGAAGAAGAAAACUCUAUCCGAAGUCGUCGCUGGAUAUCAUCUAGGAAAGAACGCGCGCUCAAGAUUGACAAAAAGCAAGGAAAGGGAAAAGUAAAAAUCGUGAAGCCAAAUAGGCGAAACAUGUCUACAGCCGCCACUGCGAGCAUCGAUUCAGAGAUGUCCUCGCCAUCAAAAAGUCUUAAUGGUGGGGCGACUAACACAUCUUCUCCACAACUGUGCGCUAAAUGCCGUUCCGAGCCAGUGGUUACACCGGGAAUCAAUAACGACGAAAGCCCGUCUCACGUCGGUUUAAAAGAUGGCAAGCUACCAGAUAAACCUGAGGAAAUGACGUCGGCCGAUUACUAUUUCGACUCAUACGCGCACUUCGGCAUCCACGAGGAGAUGCUCAAAGACGAAGUGCGUACGUGCACCUACCGGGACUCGAUGUACCAGAAUAUGCAUCUCUUCAAAAACAAGGUGGUUCUUGACAUCGGAUGUGGUACGGGAAUACUGUGCAUGUUUGCAGCUAAAGCCGGUGCUCGAAAGGUCAUUGGAAUAGAGUGCUCCGGCAUCAUUCAGCACGCACGCGAAAUCGUCAAAUUGAAUCGAUUGGAUAGUAUUAUAACACUGGUAAAAGGCAAGGUAGAAGAAAUCGACGAAUUGCCCGACGGAAUUGAAAAGGUGGAUAUCAUUAUUUCCGAAUGGAUGGGUUAUUGUCUUUUCUACGAAUCGAUGCUUGAUACGGUACUCCAUGCUCGUGACCGCUGGCUGGCACCUGGCGGCGCGCUUUUCCCUGACAAAGCACAGCUGUUUUUGUGCGGCAUCGAAGAUCGCCAGUACAAAGAUGAGAAAAUCAACUGGUGGGAAGAUGUCUAUGGCUUUGAUAUGAGUUGUAUGCGACAAGUGGCUAUCUCUGAACCGCUCGUCGAUGUCGUUGACAAAAAGCAGGUCUGCACAACGUCGUCACUCAUUAAAGAGAUUGACCUCUAUACAGUACAAAAGGCUGAUCUCGACUUCGAGUCGCCGUGGACCGUGCGAGCUUUCCGAGACGACUACAUUCAUGCGAUGGUGGCGUUCUUCAACGUCGAAUUCUCGCGGAGUCACACUCGAAUUGGCUUCUCGACCAGUCCCGAUUCGACGUACACGCACUGGAAGCAGACAGUGUUCUACCUUGAGGACUACAUGGUCGUGAAGCAUGGCGACGUGAUCGAGGGAACAUUUAGCAUGAAGCCAAACGCUCGCAACAACCGUGACCUCGACAUGAAGAUUUCGGUGGAUUUCAAUGGUGAACUGUCGAAAAUGAAGGCAACCUAUGACUAUCGUAUGCGCUAG